GGUGCGCAUCUCCACCGGACAGGUUCCGCCGCCAUUGCAGGUUUGUAGAGUUCCCUUCAGCGGCGAUUGACAUUCUGGAGUCGAAGCGCCUCAUUUACAUUCAACGGGCGAAUAGAGUAACCUAACACAUCCCCGGCUCAUCUCCCUUCCCCAAAAGACAAGACCACGUCCUUUCAUUCCCGGCUUUGGAUCUGGAGUAGUUUAGAGUAGGUAAUAGCAGGAAUUAAAGGGGAAAACGAAGAGGAACCACCAUCAUCAUGGCUCAAAUCCUGCCCAUCAGAUUCCAGGAGCACCUGCAGCUCCAAAACUUAGGGAUCAAUCCAGCCAACAUCGGUUUCAGCACCCUGACGAUGGAGUCAGAUAAGUUCAUCUGUGUGCGGGAGAAGGUUGGAGAGCAGGCGCAGGUGGUGAUCAUUGACAUGGCGGACUCAAACAUCCCCAUCCGCAGGCCCAUCUCUGCAGACAGCGCCAUCAUGAACCCAGCCAGCAAAGUCAUAGCGCUCAAAGCUGCUAAAACCCUUCAGAUCUUUAACAUCGAGAUGAAGAGUAAGAUGAAAGCCCAUACCAUGACCGAUGAUGUCACUUUCUGGAAAUGGAUCUCUCUUAACACUGUCGCCCUGGUGACCGAUAACGCCGUCUACCAUUGGAGCAUGGAGGGAGACUCUCAGCCGAUCAAAGUGUUCGACAGACAUUCCAGCCUGGCAGGAUGUCAAAUCAUCAACUACCGCACCGAUGCCAAGCAGAAGUGGCUGCUGCUCAUUGGCAUUUCAGCUCAGCAAAACAGAGUUGUUGGUGCCAUGCAGCUGUACUCAGUUGACAGGAAGGUGUCACAGCCUAUCGAGGGUCAUGCUGCUGCUUUUGCCCAGUUCAAAAUGGAGGGAAACACAGAGGAAUCCACUCUGUUUUGUUUUGCUGUGCGAGGCCAGGCAGGAGGAAAGCUUCAUAUUAUUGAAGUGGGCACACCACCGACCGGCAACCAGCCGUUCCCAAAGAAAGCCGUGGAUGUGUUCUUUCCUCCUGAAGCACAGAAUGACUUCCCAGUGGCCAUGCAGAUGAGCUCCAAACAUAAUGUCGUCUUUCUCGUCACUAAAUACGGUUACAUUCAUCUGUAUGACCUGGAGACCGGCACCUGCAUCUACAUGAACAGAAUUAGUGGCGAGACCAUUUUUGUGACUGCACCCCAUGAAGCUACAUCUGGAAUCAUUGGAGUCAAUAGGAAAGGACAGGUGUUGUCAGUGUGCGUCGAGGAAGAGAACAUCAUUCAGUACAUCACCAAUGUGCUGCAGAAUCCAGAUCUGGCUUUACGGAUGGCGGUCCGAAAUAAUCUGGCAGGGGCCGAGGAGCUGUUUGCCCGCAAGUUUAACAAUCUCUUUGCUGGAGGAAACUACUCCGAGGCGGCUAAAGUUGCCGCUAACGCUCCGAAGGGUAUCCUGCGCACCCCUGACACCAUCCGCCGUUUCCAGAGCGUUCCGGCCCAGCCCGGGCAGACGUCCCCGCUGCUGCAGUAUUUCGGGAUCCUGCUGGACCAGGGCCAGCUCAACAAGUAUGAGUCUCUGGAGCUGUGCAGACCCGUCCUCCAGCAGGGCCGCAAACAACUGCUGGAGAAAUGGCUGAAGGAGGACAAGCUUGAAUGCUCAGAGGAACUGGGAGACCUGGUGAAAGCUGUGGACCCCACUCUUGCGCUCAGCGUCUAUCUGAGGGCCAACGUACCGAACAAAGUCAUUCAGUGCUUCGCAGAAACCGGCCAGUUCCCCAAGAUCGUACUGUACGCUAAAAAGGUGGGCUACACUCCAGAUUGGAUCUUCCUGCUGAGGAACGUGAUGAGGAUCAGUCCAGAUCAGGGUCUCCAGUUCGCUCAGAUGCUUGUUCAAGACGAGGAGCCGCUCGCUGACAUUACACAGAUCGUUGAUGUGUUUAUGGAAUAUAACCUGGUCCAGCAGUGCACAUCAUUCCUGUUAGACGCUCUGAAGAACAACAGGCCGUCAGAAGGGCCGCUGCAGACCCGUCUGCUGGAGAUGAACCUAAUGCAUGCACCGCAGGUUGCUGAUGCCAUCCUUGGAAACCAGAUGUUCACCAACUACGAUCGUGCCCACAUCGCCCAGCUGUGCGAGAAGGCGGGGCUUCUGCAGAGAGCUUUGGAACACUACACCGACCUGUACGACAUCAAACGAGCUGUCGUACACACACACCUGCUCAACCCGGAGUGGCUGGUGAACUACUUUGGCUCUCUAUCAGUGGAAGACUCUCUGGAGUGUCUGAGAGCCAUGCUGUCCGCUAACAUCAGGCAGAACCUUCAGAUCUGCGUCCAGGUGGCCUCCAAGUAUCACGAGCAGCUGUCCACCCAGUCCCUUACAGAGCUUUUCGAGUCUUUCAAGAGUUUUGAAGGCCUCUUCUAUUUCCUGGGCUCGAUUGUGAACUUCAGCCAGGACCCAGAAGUCCAUUUCAAAUACAUCCAGGCCGCAUGCAAGACGGGCCAAAUCAAAGAGGUGGAGCGGAUCUGUCGGGAAAGCAACUGCUACGACCCCGAACGUGUCAAGAACUUCCUCAAGGAAGCCAAACUCACCGAUCAGCUGCCUCUCAUCAUCGUGUGCGAUCGCUUUGACUUCGUCCAUGACCUCGUGCUCUACCUGUACCGUAACAACCUGCAGAAGUACAUUGAAAUCUACGUGCAGAAGGUGAAUCCGAGCCGUCUGCCUGUGGUGAUUGGAGGUCUUCUGGAUGUUGACUCCUCAGAGGACGUCAUCAAGAAUCUGAUCUUGGUGGUGCGUGGUCAGUUUUCCACCGAUGAGCUGGUGGCCGAGGUGGAGAAGAGAAACAGACUGAAGCUGCUGUUGCCAUGGCUGGAGUCUCGUAUCCACGAGGGCUGUGAAGAGCCUGCUACCCACAAUGCCCUGGCCAAGAUUUACAUCGACAGCAACAACAACCCAGAGCGCUUCCUCCGGGAGAACCCGUACUACGACAGCCGCGUGGUGGGGAAGUACUGCGAGAAAAGAGACCCUCAUCUGGCCUGCGUGGCGUAUGAGAGAGGACAGUGCGACCAGGAGCUCAUCAAUGUGUGCAAUGAGAACUCACUGUUUAAGAGUUUGUCACGUUACCUGGUGCGCCGCAGAGAUGCGGAUCUCUGGGCCAGCGUGCUUCUAGAGUCCAACCCCUUCAGGAGGCCUCUUAUUGACCAGGUGGUACAGACAGCCUUGUCAGAGACACAGGACCCAGAGGAGGUGUCGGUCACAGUGAAGGCCUUCAUGACCGCUGACCUGCCCAAUGAACUCAUUGAGCUGCUGGAGAAGAUCGUCCUGGAUAACUCUGUCUUCAGCGAGCACAGAAACCUGCAGAAUCUGCUCAUCCUGACGGCCAUUAAAGCGGAUCGCACUCGCGUCAUGGAAUACAUCAACCGCCUGGACAACUAUGACGCCCCUGACAUCGCCAACAUUGCCAUCAGCAGCGAGCUCUUUGAGGAGGCCUUUGCUAUCUUCAGAAAGUUUGACGUCAACACAUCUGCGGUUCAGGUUCUGAUCGAGCACAUUGGUAAUCUGGACCGGGCAUAUGAGUUUGCAGAGCGCUGUAAUGAGCCGGCCGUGUGGAGUCAGCUGGCUAAGGCUCAGCUACAGAAGGGGCUGGUCAAAGAGGCUAUUGACUCCUACAUCAAAGCUGAUGACCCCUCUGCUUACAUGGAGGUGGUCCAGGCUGCUGACCAGAGUGGUAACUGGGAGGACCUGGUGAAGUUUCUGCAGAUGGCCAGAAAGAAGGCCAGAGAGUCAUACGUGGAGACUGAGCUGAUCUUUGCACUGGCCAAAACCAAUCGUCUCGCUGAACUGGAAGAGUUUAUAAAUGGACCAAACAAUGCACACAUCCAGCAGGUUGGCGAUCGUUGCUACGACGAGAAAAUGUAUGAGGCAGCCAAGCUGUUGUACAACAACGUCUCAAACUUCGGCCGCUUGGCAUCCACGCUGGUCCACCUGGGCGAGUAUCAGGCCGCUGUUGAUGGAGCCCGCAAAGCUAACAGCACUCGCACAUGGAAGGAGGUGUGCUUUGCGUGUGUGGACGGGCAGGAGUUCAGAUUGGCACAGAUGUGCGGUCUUCACAUCGUGGUCCACGCUGAUGAACUGGAGGAGCUCAUCAACUACUACCAGGACCGUGCCUACUUUGAGGAGCUGAUCACCAUGCUGGAGGCGGCGCUGGGGCUGGAGCGUGCUCACAUGGGCAUGUUCACCGAGCUGGCCAUCCUCUACUCCAAAUUUAAACCACAGAAGAUGAGGGAGCACCUGGAGCUCUUCUGGUCCAGAGUCAACAUUCCAAAGGUGCUUAGGGCGGCAGAGCAGGCUCACCUGUGGGCGGAGCUUGUUUUCCUCUAUGACAAGUAUGAAGAAUUUGACAAUGCCAUCAUCACCAUGAUGAGUCAUCCCACAGACGCCUGGAAAGAAGGACAGUUCAAGGAUAUCAUCACAAAGGUGGCCAACGUGGAACUGUACUACAAAGCGAUCCAGUUUUAUCUGGAGUUCAAGCCCUUGUUACUGAACGACCUGCUCAUUGUUCUGUCCCCGAGACUGGAUCACUCGCGAGCCGUCAACUUCUUCAGCAAGGUUAAGCAGCUUCCUCUCGUCAAGCCUUACCUGCGGUCAGUCCAAAACCACAACAACAAGUCCGUCAACGAAGCACUUAACAACCUCUUCAUCUCAGAGGAAGACUAUCAGGCUGUAAGGACGUCCAUAGACGCAUAUGAUAACUUCGAUAACAUCUCCCUAGCCCAGCGCCUGGAGAAGCACGAGCUCAUCGAGUUCAGAAGAAUCGCUGCUUACCUCUUCAAGGGCAACAACCGAUGGAAGCAAAGCGUGGAGCUCUGCAAGAAAGACAAACUCUACAAGGAUGCCAUGCAGUACGCAUCCGAAUCGAAGGAUACAGAGCUGGCCGAGGAGCUUCUGCAGUGGUUCCUUCAGGAAGACAAGAAAGAGUGUUUCGCAGCUUGCCUCUUCACAUGCUACGACCUGCUCAGGCCUGAUGUGGUGCUGGAGACCGCAUGGAGGCACAACAUCAUGGACUUUUCCAUGCCUUACUUCAUUCAGGUGAUGAGGGAAUACCUCAGCAAGGUGGACAAGCUGGAGACCUCAGAGUCUGUAAGAAAAGAAGAGGAGCAGGCGACAGAGACUCAGCCAAUUGUUUAUGGAACACCUCAGCUGAUGCUCACAGCAGGUCCCAGUGUGCCCGUGCCCGUUCCCCCACAACAGCCCUACGGCUAUGGGUACUCGGCAGCACCCGGCUACCCCCAGGCUCCUCAAGCCCAGCCUGGUUUUGGUUACGGCAUGUAAGGAUGUCCCGGCGCUGCCGCUUGGUUCGGUGCAGCAUCCCAGUCUAACUCUUCCUCAGUCCGACUCUACAUUUUGCUCACAGCAGGGGAUCUGAGCAAAUAUUCUUUUAUUUUUCCUUUUUUAAAUGAUUGUUUAUUAUUGUGUUUUCUUUAUACCAUCAUGAAGGACUUUCUAUAUCGUCAAAGAUUUCAUCAAGGAUUAUUUUUUUCACAUUCCAAAUAUCUACUAGAUUUAAUUUUCUGUCAAUUUUAUCUGUCAGUCUAAGGGUAAUGGUGUGUACAAUGAAAGCAUACUUUCAGCAAGUCAGAGUAAUUCAAAUGGCAAAUGUCUGAUUUGCACUCUAGAACUAAUGUAUCACUUUAUUUUCAUGUGCGUGAGCAGCUUUGUUCAGUUUGUCUAGUGUACUAGUGUAUAUUCCUGAGAAGAAAAUAAAGGAAACUUGCUACCAUCACCUCCACGAUAACAAACACUACUAUAUAACAAUAAAUACACAGGGUUGUGUAACUCUCGGUAUAUAGAAAGGAUAUUUAAAAUGCAUACUGAUGCAGUCAAAAGGUGUUUUCCUGACCUAUGCUGGUUCCGGUUAAAAUUGUCGUCUUUUUCUUUUCCAAACUUUUGUUGUGCAGUAACCUGUGCUCAUUGUGUGGGACCAUCCAUUUGAAAAAAUAUAUAAACAGUGUGCCGCUGUACACACCUGUGUGUAUUACUAACCUUACCUCUCUGUGCAGCAGUGUGUGCGUGCGUGCGUGUGUGUGUGUAUGCUGGUUGUUGUAAUUGUUUAGGUAUGGCAUUGACCUGAAAAUAGAAACCCAGAUUAUCCUGCCAGUUAUGCCUGAUACCUAAACUCCAUUUAUCCUUUAUUUGUAAAGAAUCACAAAUGGUAAUCUGAUUUGAAAAGAAAAUUUAAACUAACACCCUGUGUGUCCUAUACUCAGAUUUCACUGAGGUCAGGUUAAUUAUUCGCGUAUAUUGUAGUGAUCGGUGCACAGAGAAUAAGAUUUUCCCUUAUAAAAUAAAGGCUUCUUGUUUGUGAA
Triplophysa rosa is the source of this 6337-nucleotide messenger RNA. It is a transcript of the gene cltca, whose product is annotated as clathrin, heavy chain a (Hc). Gene Ontology annotation, cellular component: extracellular exosome; clathrin complex; clathrin coat of trans-Golgi network vesicle. The record is from RefSeq and is a predicted model, not a curated record. The coding region runs from base 258 to 5303 and encodes 1681 amino acids. Lineage: Eukaryota; Metazoa; Chordata; Actinopteri; Cypriniformes; Nemacheilidae. Gene Ontology annotation, molecular function: clathrin light chain binding; structural molecule activity. The transcript is spliced from 32 exons. Gene Ontology annotation, biological process: receptor-mediated endocytosis; mitotic cell cycle; intracellular protein transport.